Molecule: messenger RNA, 3690 nt
Organism: Plodia interpunctella (Indianmeal moth)
Lineage: Eukaryota; Metazoa; Arthropoda; Insecta; Lepidoptera; Pyralidae
Exons: 2
Coding region: 248-1051 (267 amino acids)
Source: RefSeq, a predicted model, not a curated record
UUUUUAUUUUCACACAGCAGCGAUAAAUGAUCCUUUUUAGAAAUUUUUAGAUGUAAGUCCAAGGCUAGUUUAAUUUUAGUUGUAUUUAAUAAUGCGUGGAAGCUUAUAAUGAGUCUAAUAGCAAUCGAUUAAGUAGCGAACCGAUUAUCGUAAUAUACCAUGAAUUAUUCGUAUUAGUUUUGAGUUAUACAAUGUUAAAACUUUAGUUGUCUAGUUAUUCGUUAAAAUUGCUUGGAAGCCUAGUAAAAUGUGUACUAUACCCCCAGUUCCUCCGCCUCCGCCACCCCCAAUCCUGGAAGAAUCCAAGUCGCCAAAAAAGAGUGCUUCUGACCAAGAGGCACCUGUAAGACAUCUGGACGUGUGUCAAUGGGCAUCUGACCACCAGCUAUGGGAAGCGUGUGCUAAAUACCGCGUUUGCCUGGACAAAGAACCCUUUCGCUACAAAUACAAACAUUUUGAGUCUAAGAUUCAAGUGGGACCUACUUGUGGAUUAGUUGCUCUCUCUAUGCUCUUCAAUGAUGAGAUCACACCUGAUAAACUAUUGAACAUUGCCAAAACGGAAGGGUAUACUAAUAAUGGUGAAAUGUUCAGUUGUAAAAACAUGAUGAAGCUGACUGAGAAAAUAUUAUAUUUAGCAGAAAUAUCUAAUGUUAAGUAUAAUUUAAAGAAUAGUGGUUUAUGUAGUAAAGAGAUUAUAGAAAAAUUAUUGGAAGGUGCAGUUUUAUUGGUACCAUAUGAUGCAGACUUCAAUCACUCCCCUUGUCUUAAAAAAGGGCACACGGCACACUGGGCUCUUGUCUGUGGGGUGAUCAUCUGCGAAGACCCUCGAGACACAUAUGAAGACCCCGACAAUGUGUAUGUCUUGUGCAAGCACGGCAAGUCUAGGUACUUGGCAGUUUGGAAACUUGAUGAUUUGGACAAAAGUAAUAAAAACUUGAUCGAAUUCUCACCAAAAAGAGGAGGAGAAGAGUGGAUUUAUAUUUUACCAGAAGGGGGUGUAGGAGGCGCGAAUGGAUUAAAGGAUCAGUUCCUAAUCUAUGAAGGUUUUUAAAAUAAUUUUAGCCUAUGCAAUGAAUUAGACAAUUGUAGAUUUUUGAUAGUUUUUAAAGAUAAUGUUAAUAGGUAAAUCUAUAAAAUGUUUUUGCAUUGGUUGUGCCUCUAAUGGUACUGUAGUGAUGUGGUCGUUAUUCUAAAAAAUUGGUGCUAUUUUGGAUGUUUUUUUUUUAUUUUUCUCAGUUUUAUGUGUUUAUUACAUGAAACUAUACAUAUAAUGUAUAUUGUCUGAGGCACACGAACAUUUGUGUCUCCAUACACACAUUUAAUAUCAUGUUAAAAUUUAAGGAUGUGGGAGUAAACAAUAAAAAGCUUAUUUCAAUGCAAAAUUUUUAUUUGUACAAUAAAUACAAAUUAUACUUGCAAAUUACCAUAAAAUAAUAAAUCUCAUCUGUUUGCUUAACCAUAUUAUAUGAAAUUAAAUCAAAGACAAGUCAAGAAUGUGUUACAGAAAAUUUUAUCUUUUUUUAUCUUUAAAUCCAAUUAUUGCACAGUCUAUAUAUUUUGCAUUUUAAUUUUGAUAAUUUAAGAAGUACAUUGUUUACAAUGCAGUAUUAAAACUUAAUUUAUACAUUUUUGUACUAAAUUCAACUUAAAGAAAUUUUCAUUAUAUUAACCUAAAAUGUAGGUUUAGAUAUCAUUGUGAUGAUUAUGUGUUCAUUAAUUAGAUUUGUUAAACACGAAUACACAAAAAUUGCGAAAUCGAUAAUCGCCAAAUUAAUAUUAGUAUAUGAGAUCAAAUCAUAUAAUGUGAAAUAGUCGAAACACAAUUGCGGAUGCUAUUAUUAUACAUAUGCGGAUGCAGAUUUAAUUUAUAAACGUAGUGUUUGUUAGGAAAUUAGAACUGUGUCAAUCACUUUGAAAAAGAGUUGAGUAUGGCGGCACAAAAUAUUUUCCUAAUAAAAUCUGUGGAAAAACAGCAACAUUCGCAAUCGAUGUUUGAUUUCACAUUUUAGAAGAUUUUAAUUAAAUUAUAAUCACAAUACUAAGUAUUAUGAAUGGCCAUGCACUAUAAACAUAAAAUGAUAGAUGCUUCCUCUUUUUUAUAGCAUAUAUAUGCUACAACAUUUUAACUUGUGAAUUCCCAAAAAUCUGAACAACUUGAUAAAGAUAUUUUGUAAUACCUACAUACAAUGUACAAAUAGAAUCACUUCUUUGAUUCAUGGUCAUUCAACAUCCUGAUGUCAUAGUUCAAGUUGUUUACACUGAGAAAUAGCUUUUGUUUCAACUUUCCUGGUACAAUUAACAGAUUUUUAAUAUUCUACCAAAAAAUAAGCUAUCCAGUCAAAGUAUGUUGACCGAGAUUUUAUAAUAUAGUUAAUCAUAUAGGUACCUACAUGAAGUACUAUGUACGGAAUAAACACGGAUAAUUCCACACAUUCCACAUAAUAUAAAGUCCGCACCACAAUAGAAGUCCCGUGGCAAUUCGUCGGAACUAUCAAUAACAGAUCGACCAACUUGUUAAGAAAUUACAACAUUUAUUUCAUACUGAAAAACACAAGUUACAAGCAACAAGUAUCAAUGACCGCCAAACUAGGAUUCUGUUGUCGGCGACCGUAUCGCUGCGUCUACUUCUUUUGUGGGAAGGACUAAUUCCAAUCCAAUAAACUGGAAUAAAUAAAAAAAGUAAUAAUAACGGGUUGCACUCCUGGAGUGCCGCCACAAGUGAAAACUUUGUGCAUCUUUGCCGUGUUACGAAUUUUCGAGUCACGUAUCCUGACGCGUGUUUAUCAUUUUUUACCCAUCACAAAAAGUGCACAACGCCGCUAAAGAAGUUUUCACUUCAAAAAUAACUAGAAUUUUUGAGUAAACCAAGAUAUUUAUUUCUAUAGUUGAAAAAAGCUGUUUAAAUAUUUUACGCACUUGGUUAAGUAUUAGAUAUACAUUGCUUAUUUCUAAAAGAAAUAUAGCGAGGAGUUAAGAUUAAAGUCGUCUACAUAUUUUGGUAAUCAAUAGGAUAAGGACCAUUAGUUAAACAGUCCAUAAAUUUUGAGUAAUUUUCUUGAUACGACUAUUUCAAAUAUUAUUCAAACUCUACUAACUAUUGUGUUUAAUAUAAUAUAUUUUAUUAUUAUAUUACUGAUAUAUUGAUUGAUAUAAUGUAGGCAAUUCUAAAUAUAGGAUAAAAGUAUUUGAAAUAAAAGUUAAAGCGAAAUUUUUCCAAGACAUUUUCAUAUUGAAUUUAAACUUUUCAUACGCGGGAUAAUAAAUAUAAACAAAUUAAUACAUGAAUAAAACGGCUUAUAGUAAUAUAUAAGAUAAGAAUUCAAGCGAUAUAUUACGGCAUAGGCUACUACCACAAGAGGAAAACGUUAUCAAUAUUUCUGUUAUGCAUCGUACAUGGUCUGGAAACUACGAAAAUACGCACACUAUAUCGCUUGUCUUACGAGCGACAUUGAACUGUCAGUCAUUCAUCUUAAAGCUCAUUUCAGCUUGAUAUCGUCAGGUGAUAUUAACCAGCUCCCAAUCGCGUAAUAAUUUUCGUUGGAUCGCGGAGUUGAACCUCGAUCGUUACGCAAUUUUUUUACCGUUCCGGUAUAGAGAAAGUAGUUGUAACAGAUUCGUGGAUCAAAACUGAACAGUAAACCAACGUUUUCGUUGUCAAAACAACAAAUUUGGAAGAUAAUAAUAUAAAAU